GUUUGAAGUGUAUUGUCACCAUGUCUGACACUGAAGAAGUGUAUGACGAGGAGGAAGCCCAGGAGGAGGUAGUAGAGGUAGAAGUAGCCCCUGAGGCGGAGGCCCAGGUAGAAGCAGAGCCAGAAAGAGAGCCUGAACCAGAACCAGAACCAGAACCAGAGCCAGAACCACAGGAGGAGGUUCAGGAGGAGGAAGAAGCCUAUGAAGAGGAAGGGGAGGAUGAAGAGAAGCCCAAGUUUAAACCCAGUGCUCCAAAGAUCCCUGAUGGAGAGAAAGUGGAUUUUGAUGACAUCCAGAAAAAACGUCAGAACAAGGAUCUGGUUGAGCUGCAGUCCCUGAUUGAUGCUCACUUUGAGUGCAGGAAGAAAGAAGAAGAGGAACUCAUCGCUCUGAAAGAAAGAAUUGAAAAGCGUCGUGCAGAGCGAGCUGAGCAGCAGAGAAUCCGUGCUGAGAAGGAUAAAGAGAGACAAGCCCGGCGCGAGGCUGAGCGGAUGAGAAAAGAAGAGGCAGACAUCUUGAGGAGGGCUGACGAUGAAGCCAAAAAGAAGAUAGCUCUCACCAACAUGGGUUCAGGUUUCAGCAGCCACCUGCAGAGGAUUGACCAGAAGAGAGGCAAGAAGCAGACUGAAAGAGAAAAGAAGAAGAAAGUUCUGGCCGAGAGACUCAAACCCCUGAACAUCGAUAAUCUCUCCGAUGACCAGCUGCGUAGCAAGAAGGGAGCUGCUUCACGCCGCAGGAAGUGAGCAGCGAGGAGCUGAGCCACGCCGUCGACAGCUGCUCAACUUCUGUGACGACAACUGGAUGUCUUAGCGUCUGCAUCUGUCUGAGUGCAAGGAUUUCAGGAUAAAUAGCUUCAAUAAAGAAUCUGUUCAAAAGGUU
Austrofundulus limnaeus is the source of this 879-nucleotide messenger RNA. Its product is annotated as troponin T, fast skeletal muscle isoforms. Gene Ontology annotation, molecular function: troponin C binding; troponin I binding; tropomyosin binding. Gene Ontology annotation, cellular component: troponin complex. Gene Ontology annotation, biological process: regulation of muscle contraction; sarcomere organization; muscle contraction. The record is from RefSeq and is a predicted model, not a curated record. NCBI's taxonomy places the organism in Eukaryota, Metazoa, Chordata, Actinopteri, Cyprinodontiformes, Rivulidae.